UUAAAACACUUGCACUAUUCGGCCAUCGAGGACCGGGCAUUACUGCAGAUAAGUCUUUUUCCAAAAUGCUCUGCCGUAGCAGAAAUAGACUAUCAGGCCAUGAGGAUUCAGAAAAGGACAAACAAAGAAUAGUUCAGUUAAUGGAAGAAAAUAUAACUUUCCAACAGAACAUCAGAGAAUUGAAAACUAUGCUAUCAAGUACUUCCAAUACACAACAACAAGAAGUUCAUCAGCUGAAACAAGAACUAAGUAACAUAAGAUCAAAAGACAACUUACAUAUAUAUGAGCUGAAUCAAGAAACGGAAGGUCUGACUCAGAAAAUAAGAAAUCUCGAAAAGCAAGUAGAAGAUCUUAACAAAAGGCUUUCUACAAAGACAGUUGAACAUCAACAGGAAAUUCGUCAUCUGAAAAAUGAAUUUAGUAGCAAAAGGACAAAAGAAAAUGCUCAAAUGUCAGAACUGAAAGAAAAACAAAACGAGUUCCGAGAACAAAAAAUAAGAAAGCUUGAAGAGCAGGUGCAAGAACUCAAUAAAAGGCUUUCAAAUGAUACAGAUGGACAUCAACAGGAAAUUCGUCAACUGAACCAAGAAUUAAGUAGCACUAGAUUAAAAGAUAGUGCAAACAUCUCAGAACUAACAAAACAAAAGGAUGUUUUGGAACAGAAAACACGAAAGCUUGAAGAGGAAGUUCAAGAUCUCAAAAAUAGGCUUUCAAACAAUACAGAUGGACAUGUACAAGAAAUUCAUCAACUGAAACAAGAAUUAAGUAGCACUAGAACAAAUGCAAAGGGACAAGUUUCACAACUGCAAAGCCAAAAGAACGAAUUAGAACAAAAAUCGAGAAACCUGGAAAAAGAAGUACAAGUCCUUAACAACAGUCUUUCAGGCACAGCAAGCACUCAUCAACAGGAAGUAAAUCGGCUGACAAAAGCACUAAAUGACACUCGAGGUGAAUUAAGUGCUAAAUUAUUUGAGCUUACAAACCAAAAUAAAGGAAUGGAGCAGACAGCAAAGGAACGUGAAGAGCAAGUACAAAACCUAAAUAAUAGGAUUUACUGGGCUGAACAAUCACAAACAGAGGCUCAAAGACAAAUAGAAGGUUAUAAACAAGAAGCUUCGAAUGCCAACUCAACGAUACAAACGUAUCAGCAGCAGAUUGCAGGUUACAAGCAAGAAGCGUCGAAGGCCAACUCAACGAUACAAACGUAUCAGCAGCAGAUCGAAGGUUAUCAAAGAUAUCAGUUAAAAGAUGUAUUUUAUGAUAUAAUAGAAUGCCCACCUGAAAAAUGA
Molecule: messenger RNA, 1289 nt
Organism: Mytilus trossulus (common blue mussel)
Lineage: Eukaryota; Metazoa; Mollusca; Bivalvia; Mytilida; Mytilidae
Product: putative leucine-rich repeat-containing protein DDB_G0290503
Exons: 14
Coding region: 66-1289 (407 amino acids)
Cellular component (GO): myosin II complex; myosin filament; cytoplasm
Molecular function (GO): actin filament binding; microfilament motor activity
Source: RefSeq, a predicted model, not a curated record